UUUUUCUUCUUGCAUUAGUUAUGUUAGUAAAUAAGUAUAUUUUUUUUUCAUCAGGAGUGAGAAAGGAACUUUUUAUGCUCUAGAUCUUGGAGAUACUAAUUUUAGGGUCUUACGGGUUGAACUAGGAGGUCAAAGAUCCUCUUUGCAUCCAGAUGUGGAGCGAUUUGUUAGUUAGGUUUGUGAAUGAUUUUAUUGUCUGGUCAUGUAAUAUGUAUAUUUAUUUAUUUUUCUUCUUGCAUUAGUUAUGUUAGUAAAUAAGUAUAUAUUUUUUUUCAUCAGGAGUGAGAAAGGAACCUUUUUAUGCUCUAGAUCUUGGAGAUACUAAUUUUAGGGUCUUACGGGUUGAACUAGGAGGUCAAAGAUCCUCUUUGCAUCCAGAUGUGGAGCGAUUUGUUAGUUAGGCUUGUGAAUGAUUUUAUUGUCUGGUCAUGUAAUAUGUAUAUUUAUUUAUUUUUUUCUUGCAUAAGUUAUGUUAGUAAAUAAGUAUAUAAUUUUUUUCAUCAGGAGUGAGAAAGGAACUUUUUAUGCUCUAGAUCUUGGAGAUACUAAUUUUAGGGUCUUACGGGUUGAACUAGGAGGUCAAAGAUCCUCUUUGCAUCCAGAUGUGGAGCAACACCCCAUUCCUAACCUGUUGAUGAGUGGCAGAAGUGAGGACCUUUUUGAUUUUAUAGCUUCAUCAUUACAUCAGUUUAUUGAAAAAGGAAAUGAUUCUGAGCAAUCUCCAAUUACAAAAGAACUUGGAUUUACAUUCUCUUUUCCUGUGAAUCAGACAUCUGUUUCAUCAGGCAUUUUAAUCAAAUGGACAAAAGGAUUAGCAAUCAAAGACAUGGUUGGAAAAGAGGUUGCUGGCAGUUUACAACAAGCACUGGCUAGGAAAGGUUUAAAUAUGCAAGUUACUGUGCUGGUGAAUGAUACUGUUGGAACAUUAGCUCUUGGACAUUAUCAUGAUGCAGACACUGUUGCUGCAGUGAUAAUUGGAACAGGUACAAAUGCCUGCUAUUGGGAGCGGACAGAUGCUAUCAUUAAGUGUCAAGGACGUCUUACAACUUCUGGAGGCAUGGUUGUCAAUAUGGAAUGGGGAAAUUUUUGGUCAGCUCAUCUGCCAAGAACUUCAUAUGAUAUUGAAUUAGAUGCUGAGAGUCCAAAUCCAAAUGAUCAGGGUUUUGAGAAAAUGAUAUCAGGCAUGUAUCUUGGUGACAUUGUUAGGAGAGUGAUACUAAGGAUGUGGGAAGAGUCAGAUAUUUUUGUAUCUGUUUCUUCUAAAUCAUCAAUGCCCUUUGCCUUAAGGAUGCCUUCAAUGGCUGCAAUGCAUGCGGAUGACUCCCCAGAAUUGACAGAAGUAGCAAGAAUCUUAAAAGAUGAUCUCGAUAUUCCAGAUGUUCCCUUGAAGGCAAGGAAGCUUGUUGUGAAGGUAUGUGAUGUGGUAACCUGCAGGGCUGCUAGAUUGGCAGCUGCUGGUAUUGUUGGGAUCUUGAAGAAGAUUGGCCGGGAUGGAAGUGGUGGCAUCACGGGUGGAAGAAGUAGAAGCGAUAUCAAGAUGCGAAGAACGGUGGUGGCAGUUGAGGGAAGUUUAUUCACACAAUACACAAUGUUUAGAGAGUACUUGCAAGGAGCAUUGCAUGAAAUAUUGGGAGAAGAUGUCGCAAGGCAUGUCAUUCUUAUGGACACAGAAGACGGAUCAGGGACUGGAGCAGCGCUCCUUGCGGCUUCAUAUUAAUCCAAAAGUGUCGAUAACUUACAGCAGCUAUAAAUAUAUAUUACUUUAUAUACAUAUAGCCCCUGUAAAUGUAGAAUUCAAUUCCAUAUCUUUCAUAUAUAAAAAGAAAGGUUUGUUCAUUACUUUCCACUUUGUCAAAGUUUAUCUUCUAAGAGUAUCCUUAAUCUUCAUUUUCCCCUCUCAAGGUUAUUGUAUAUUGAUGCUUGGCAAUUUGAAAAUGAUGUCUAUUUAGGAAAACAAUGUCAUGGUUUUUUUGAAUUUUUUUAAUUUACCCUAGAAAUCUUCUGUACUCAAUUUACUUGUUUAUUUUCGGGAAAGGCAUUAUGUCUAUCAGUAUCAAAAGCAUUACGUCUUCGUCUCGACUCAUGAACGCUUGUUAAGUCCCUUCUCAAGUCUCGAAUCAUGAGCACCUCUCAAGUGUAGAACCAUGAACACCUCACGUGUAGCGGAUUAUAUCUUGAAUCGGGAUCAUGUAAGUGUAGCAACGUUACGUCUUGAAUUGCGACUUAUUUAUUUGUGUUAAUGGCAUUACACGAAGGCAUUAUGUCUAUCUGCAUAAAAAACAUUACAUCUUGAACCUUAGCUUAUUUAUUUGCAUGAAGAACAUUACGCCUUGAAAUAUGAAUAUCUAUCAAGUGUAACAGAUUACAUAUUGCAUUGGAAUGACCUUUUUUAAUUGUAGUAACAUUGCAUCUUACAAUAUAAUUGAUUAUAUUUUGAAUUGUGAUUACCUUUUAGGUGUAGCGAUAUUACGCAUACAAUUGUGACUUAUUUGCUUGGACUAUUACGUGAAUGAUAUUAUAUUUCAAAUCAUAAUUAUCUCUCAAAUACAAUAGAUUACGUCUCGAACUGUGAUCACCUCUCUAAAUACUGUAAAUCUCAUGCUCAUCUCAAGAUAUAAUCUCUUGCACUUAGGAGAUUGGCGUGA
Molecule: messenger RNA, 2645 nt
Organism: Durio zibethinus
Lineage: Eukaryota; Viridiplantae; Streptophyta; Magnoliopsida; Malvales; Malvaceae
Product: hexokinase-3-like
Biological process (GO): glycolytic process; intracellular glucose homeostasis
Cellular component (GO): mitochondrion; cytosol
Molecular function (GO): hexokinase activity; D-glucose binding; ATP binding
Source: RefSeq, a predicted model, not a curated record